Prorocentrum cordatum is the source of this 636-nucleotide messenger RNA. Lineage: Eukaryota; Dinophyceae; Prorocentrales; Prorocentraceae. The record is from the annotation of a GenBank genome assembly.
AUGGACCAUCGCCGCGCCCUCCUGCUGGCCGACCACGCGAGCAAGGGGCUCACCGGGAUGGUCAAGGACGCGCUGGAGCAGCCAUAUGUCGUGCACCAGCCUGAUUGUCAGUACGGCGCCCGGGGAGGCCGAGGCAUCGACAUGGCGUCUCAAAUUUUCACCUCCCUUGUGGAAUACGUCGCAGCACCACAGAUGUGGUCCAUAUUCGUCCUGUUCGUGGACCUUACCAAGGCGGUCGACUUCAUCAUUCGCCAGCUUCUCCACGGGUGGGGCCGCGUACCCGCCGACCAACGUCUCCCGCGCGUCCGUGACCUCGGCGUCGCGCCGCAGGCCGCGGAGUGGAUCACCCAGUGCAUCUCUGAGCACGGGUCCCUGAUUGGACACUGGGGCGAGGAUCCGGUGGCAAGCGCCAUGGCCAGGACGCUCCACGAGGGCGCGUGGCUUGCCAUCGAUGGACGUCCCACGGCUGUCGCCAGCCAGACGGGUGGCCGCCGGGGCUGCAAGCUGGGAGCGCAGAUGUUCAACAACGUUUACGGGGUGGCGCUCCACGUGAUCGCCUGGGAACUUGACCGCCGAGGCGUCGCGCUGAAGGUCGCCGAGGCGCCGCGAGAAUUCUGGCGCCGACGGCGCGCCUGA